Molecule: messenger RNA, 2318 nt
Organism: Hirundo rustica (Barn swallow)
Lineage: Eukaryota; Metazoa; Chordata; Aves; Passeriformes; Hirundinidae
Gene: OLFML1
Product: olfactomedin like 1
Exons: 3
Coding region: 179-1396 (405 amino acids)
Biological process (GO): signal transduction
Source: RefSeq, a predicted model, not a curated record
CAACAGCCAUUUUAAGUCCUUUUAAUCUUUUCAGCCACAGUAUUUUUAUCUUUCUAGUGAUUUUUAGUAUAAUUUUUUCCCUUCAGACGAUGGCAAAUUGCAUUUGACCUUGGACUGGCAGUGUUUGGGAUUGCCUGCAGGACUGGUUCACUACAUUCCUCCAAGAUUUUCUGGUACAAUGGUAGCCUUACAAGUUCAUUUUUUUCUGAUUCCAUCCCUCAUGGGCAUCAUGGGAGCAGCACAGUACGUGAUGCAGGAUGCAGCCCUGCUGAGCUACAUUGACCAGCGUUUUCUGUCUCUGGAGAAGAGGCUGGAGAAGUGCAACCAAGAUGUGCUGGAAUACGUGGACGAAUUCCGAGAGUUUUCCCGGAUGGUGCUGUCCCGCCUGGCAGGACUGAACACUGACAAGGCUGAGGUUAAGAGGGAAGUGGAGCAUUUAUUAACAAGGAUUGAGCAUGCACAGAGGGACAUUGACUAUUUUGGAUCUGUCAUGGAUUCCAACGCCUGUGUGGAAGUGCAUGAGGACCUGCUGAAACAGCAGCUGCUGGAAGAGGCAGAAGAAAAAAAGAGACUUAAAGUCAUGCUUAAUGCAAGUUGUGACCACGUGCUUGCAGGUAUUAGGUCCCUAAAGGUAGUUAAGAAGACUGGAGGAAAGCACGGCUCUUGGAUGAAAGAUCCUGGCAAAAAGCACGCAAAGAUUUAUUUAUUAAGUGGCUCUGUAAAUAAUGUGAUUUUGGAAUUUGCAAAUAUCAUGAGUUUCAUGAAAAACAAUCAGACACUGAAGGCUCGCAGAGUCCCCUUGCCAUUGCCCUGGGAAGGAACUGGCCACGUCAUCUAUCAGGGUUUCCUCUUCUACCACAGACACGGCUCCUUAAAUGAGAUCGUUAAAUUCAAUAUCCAGAGAAGAAACAUAGCUGACCAGAUGCUGCUGCCAGGGGCUGGAAGGAUUCCUCCCUACCAGCUCUCUCCACAGACAAAAAUAGACUUGGCUGUUGACGAGCAAGGGCUGUGGGCCCUCCACGCAGCGCCAGAGACCGGGGGAAACAUUGUCAUCACCAAAAUCAACCCCGUAGCCAUGGCCGUGGAGUACAGCUGGGACACGCCCUGCAGCAGCAAGGAUGCUGAGGCAGCUUUCAUGGCCUGCAACACCCUCCACGUGGUCUACAACUCCCCUUCUGGAGGCUCCUCCCGCAUCCAGUGUGUUUAUGAUGUUUUGGACACUCUAAAUGCUUACAUAAACCCAGGACUGCAUUUCCCCAAACGCAAGGGUAGCCACUCCACCAUACAUUACAAUCCUAAAGAAAAGCAACUCUUUGCUUGGGGUGAUGGAUCCCAGAUCAUUUACAAGCUUCACACAAAGCAAAAAGUUGGAAGCCUUCAGCAGCUUUUCAAAUGAGACUUAAAAGCUGCCAGUCCCAGGUCAAGACAGACAUUAAUGUGUAUUAAAAUUACAUUAUUCCCAUCUGUUACAACUUUCAUCCAUUUUACAUAACUUAAGGCUUACGUAUGCAAAUAAUCUUAAUGCCCAAAAAAGAAUAUGUGAAGAUUUCAUUAAUAUAAAUUCCAUGAUGACUAAAUACCACACAUGCACAACCCCCCCAAUUAGUCUUAAAGUCUAAAGUUAAUUAAAGAAAAUAAUAGCCCAUUUCUGACAGGUUCUCUUCCUGUUGAAACUACAUUUUUUACUUCAAUGCCCUGGAAAUCGAACCAGAAACUGUUCCUGCCCAAAACACAGUUUGACAACCUUCACAACUCUGAAGCUCACUACAGGAAGCCUUCUAGUGAGCAAUAUAAAAUCCCAUGCUUCCAGGGAAAUGAGAUAUAACUUUGAAUGGGAGCAGUUUAUUAUACCACUAAGUGUAGGAAUAUACACCCCCACAAACAUGGUUUAUAUUUAGCAUAGAACUCUGUGCAUCACAUCAAGGCUACUCCUAUUAAUUGAACUUCUAGAGUAUUUCCAUGAAACUUCCACAUUUCUUAUCCAGGUAGCUCUCCAGACCACCGGCGAUCCUGCCAGUACAUUAGCUGCAGCCACACAUUCACUUCUAUCAGCUUCAAGUUGCCUUCAACUUUCACUAUUUUUUGAGCAUAUCACUGUGUGUUGGAAGCAAUGUUCCUUGGUGAACUGUUUUGUAUCACACGCUUCUUUUAAAGGUUUUACAUGACACUCUUUGGUGGUUUUCUCAUUAGGUCUCUUUUAGCACCUACUUGUGAGGCAUUUUCCCCAACGAUUCAAGUCACUUCCAUUGAUUACAGAAAAAUCUUUCUCAUCCUAUCCUCCACCUCCAGGAAAAGGUGGCUCAGAUGAGCACAAUUGU